AUGGGGACUUUUGAUCUGUGGACAGAUUACUUGGGGUUAGCACGUCUGGUUGGGGCUCUGCGUGAAGAAGAGCCCGAGGCCAGGCUGGACCCCCAGCCAGAGCCAACACCAAGUCCAGAGGACCAGAAACCCAGCUCCCAGUCCUCACCAGCUCCCGAACGCCUGUGCUCUUUCUGCAAACACAACGGGGAGUCCCGGGCCAUCUACCAGUCCCACGUGCUGAAGGACGAGGCGGGCAGGGUUCUGUGUCCCAUCCUUCGGGACUAUGUGUGUCCCCAGUGUGGUGCCACACGGGAGCGCGCUCACACCCGGCGCUUCUGCCCACUUACUGGCCAGGGCUACACCUCUGUCUACAGCUACACCACCCGGAACUCAGCGGGCAAGAGGCUGGCCCGGCCCGACAAGGCGAGGACACAGGACACCAGCCACCGCCGGGGAGGAGGAGGAGGAGCAUCCUCAACAGGUGGCUAG
Molecule: messenger RNA, 471 nt
Organism: Castor canadensis (American beaver)
Lineage: Eukaryota; Metazoa; Chordata; Mammalia; Rodentia; Castoridae
Gene: Nanos3
Product: nanos C2HC-type zinc finger 3
Molecular function (GO): zinc ion binding; RNA binding
Source: RefSeq, a predicted model, not a curated record